UGGAUGUAUCAAUUUUUAAAGUGAGAUUUACCAGAUUGAUGUCUUUCCAACCAAUGACAGCAUACUAUCUAUGAAUCUAUAUUCUAUCACAAAUCCAUGGAAAUAUAAGACAGGACAGAAUCAAUGUUUGGAGUACCAUGUAACAAGCUGUGCUACAAACGUUCCUUGUCUAACAAAAGACUAAGAAAAAAAUACACACACAUUUCACAUAGGUAGAGACAGAUACGUUUUCCAAAUUAAUAGAUAUAUCACAACCACCCUUUUAUCUUUUUCCACGUUCAACUGCUUUUGCUUUGGUCGGAAGACCGAAACUGGAAGAAAGAUUACAGCUAUAAGAUACUGGUAGAUCUCACUCACUUUGCUGAACAGGGGCAGUCUUUGUUCAUCUGACCAAAACGUUAAAGCUAAACGACCUGUUCUGCCCCCUUCAUCUUUGCCUUGUCUUCAACUGAGAUGUUGCCAUUUUAAAAAGUAAAUAUAUUUAACCCUCACAGUACUUUAUUCUGUUCAAAUUUGAUACUUGGUGGUUGUUGCAGAGAACGAGGCAGUGAGUUUUUCCCAAGAGAGAGAAACACAUCUCUCUCUCUCUCUAUUGCUUUGCUUGUCGUAUUGUCUUGUUCCUCGUCUCAUUUAAAGGCAUUAAAUACUUAAAAGGCGUUGCCUUUCUUUCUAGUUGGUGACAUAUUUACAGGGACCUUGUUUUCUUGUUCUUAAAUUUUCAAGGGUGUGGUUGUGGCAUCACAAGAGCGAAACAGAACAUCACAUUCACCCAUUCUGCUGUCUCUCCCUUUCUCCUUUGUUGUUCUCAAGUUGAGAAGCUUACGAGAGUUUGUUAUUGUUUCUAUUUUCACAAAGGGUUUCACAAGAAGAGAAUUUUGCUUCUUCAAUUGUUGAGAAUUUCGGGUCGCUUUUGGAUUGCAGCAUUUUCUUAAUCUGUACUGGAGUACAACGUAGCAUACUUGAGGGGCUGUGUGAGGUGCAAGAUUAACAAUGAGAGACGAGAAUUCCAAGAAAAGCAAGCUCUCAUGGUCGAAGAGAAUGGUGAGUAAGUUCUUCAAUAUCAAAAGCAAAGAGGAGGACUCCUGCCAAUCAAAUGGUGGUGCUUAUGGAGGAGGUGACGUACAAUACAGAAGCAGGAAAAGCUUCUCCGACAGAGAGCCUUGCACAAUCAAAAAGAGCAAAACAGAGAAGAUUGGCAGGAACACGGAUCAGGUCAGGCGAGGCAGAGUUAGUCUUGACCAUCCUCGAAUUGUCGAUGUCCAUAACUACAGCGUUUUUGUUGCUACGUGGAAUGUGGCUGGAAGAUCUCCACCGAGAAAUUUGAGUAUAGAUGAUUUGCUUCAUGCCUCACCACCUGCAGAUAUUUAUGUUCUUGGAUUUCAAGAGGUAGUUCCCUUGAAUGUUGGUAACAUCUUAGGCGCUGAAGACAACGGCCCUGCCAAAAAAUGGCUUGCUCUCAUUGGAAGAACCUUAAACAAUCUUCCUGGUUCUAGUGGAGGUGGUGGGUAUUAUACACCGUCUCCACUGCCUCAGCCAGUGGUAGAAUUAAAUGUAGAUUUUGAGGGAUCGGCUAGGCAGAAGAAUUCCUCACUCUUCCAUCGUAGAUCGUUCCAGACAACUUCUAGCAGCUGGGGAAUUGACAAUGAUCCUUUAACUACGCAGCCUCGACUAGAUCGAAGAUUCAGUGUUUGUGAUCGUGUAAUGUUUGGUCAGAGGAAAAGUGACUUCGAUCCCAGCUUCAGAUGGGGUUAUAGGCCCAGUGACUAUUCCAGAGCAAGUGACUACUCCAGACCCAGUGACUACUCAAGAUGGAGUUCAUCUGAUGAUGACAAUGCCCUUGGAGAUUCGCCAAACACAGUCUUAUUUUCACCAUUGUCUCAUGGUGGGCCUGCCUCUACCGAAGAUGGAUAUGGCAUGCCAAGGCGUUCCAGGUACUGCCUUGUUGCAAGUAAGCAAAUGGUAGGAAUAUUUCUUACCAUAUGGGUGAGGAGUGAAUUGAAGGAUCAUGUUCGAAACAUGAAAGUGUCAUGUGUUGGCAGAGGAUUGAUGGGUUAUCUUGGAAAUAAGGGAUCCAUCUCAAUUAGCAUGUCUCUACAUGAAACAAGCUUUUGCUUCAUUUGUAGCCACUUAACCUCAGGACAGAAAGAGGGUGAUGAACUGAGAAGAAAUUCUGAUGUGAUAGAGAUUCUUAAGAAGACAAGGUUUCCUCGUGUUCAUGGUCCUGAAAAUGAGAAGUCUCCGGAGACAAUCCUCGAGCAUGAUCGAAUUAUAUGGCUUGGAGACUUGAAUUAUCGAAUUGUCCUCUCCUACCGUUCUGCUAAGGCUCUU
Vigna umbellata (rice bean) is the source of this 2328-nucleotide messenger RNA. NCBI's taxonomy places the organism in Eukaryota, Viridiplantae, Streptophyta, Magnoliopsida, Fabales, Fabaceae. The record is from RefSeq and is a predicted model, not a curated record.